AGCGGGAGGAAGGAAGGUAGGCCGGAGGUGAUUGAGAGAUGGUGGCGGUUGGACCAGGGAUUGGCAGCCGGGGAGAGGGGCGAUGUGACCGGGACACCGACGCAGGGCCGACCCGCCCUCAAACUCCCCGCGGCUCCACUGCCGAAAGCAAAGUACAAAUGAUUCAAGGUGGGCUGUUUCUGGGUUCUGUAACUGCAGCGGGGAUAUUGGCUGGCUUUGGCAUGACUCUAUCUAUGGCAAAAAAGAAAAGUCCUGGCUGGUUCAGUAAGGGACUAAACGCAACAGCAGCUGUUCCUGAGAGUGGAGCAUCUCUGGCCUUGAGAGCUCUGGGCUGGGGCUCACUCUAUGCCUGGUGUGGGGUUGGUCUGUUCAGCUUUGCAAUAUGGAAAGCUUUAGGAGUACACAGUAUGUUGGAAUUCAGACAAAAGAUGCAGUUGAUAUUCCCAGGGAUUCCAAAAAAUGAGCCUCAAGCCAAUGAGCAGUUCAGUUGGGAAAACGUACUGAAAUCAAAGUGAUGUACUGCUUAAGUGAAAUCGAUGCGUGCAGUCCCAGAGACACCUACCUACUAUGUGGGUCCUGUAACUCAGUGGUUAGAGCACUCGCCUCGCAAGUGAGAGGACCUGG
This is a messenger RNA of Callorhinchus milii (elephant shark), 624 nucleotides long. RefSeq names its product transmembrane protein 242 (gene tmem242). Lineage: Eukaryota; Metazoa; Chordata; Chondrichthyes; Chimaeriformes; Callorhinchidae. The transcript is spliced from 4 exons. The coding region runs from base 39 to 515 and encodes 158 amino acids. The record is from RefSeq and is a predicted model, not a curated record.